Aspergillus japonicus CBS 114.51 is the source of this 570-nucleotide messenger RNA. RefSeq names its product tyrosine protein phosphatase LTP1 (gene ltpA). Gene Ontology annotation, biological process: protein dephosphorylation. Lineage: Eukaryota; Fungi; Ascomycota; Eurotiomycetes; Eurotiales; Aspergillaceae. The coding region runs from base 1 to 570 and encodes 189 amino acids. Gene Ontology annotation, cellular component: cytoplasm. The transcript has 2 exons. Gene Ontology annotation, molecular function: non-membrane spanning protein tyrosine phosphatase activity; acid phosphatase activity. The record is from RefSeq and is a predicted model, not a curated record.
AUGUCCGCCACGAACACCACACCUGCAGGACAGCAGGUCAACGUCCUAUUCGUCUGCCUCGGCAAUAUCUGCCGCUCCCCCAUGGCCGAAGGCGUCUUUCGACACGUCGCCGCCGCGCACCCGCUCAUCAACCAGAUCGACUCGGCCGGUACCGGCGCCUACCACGCCGGCGAGGCGCCCGACCACCGGACGAUGACCACGCUGCGCGCCCACGGCAUCACCCGCUACGUGCACGCGGCACGCAAGGUCACCAAGGAGGACUUCCUGACCUUCGACUACCUCCUGGCGAUGGACAAGUACAACCUGCGCGACCUGCAGGAGACGCGCGCGGCCGUGCUGGCGGCGUCGGCCACCAAGAAAGCCCCGGUGAAGGUGGCCGAAGUGCGCCUGUUCGGGGAUUUCGGGGAGGGCGGGGCCCUGCAUGAGCGGGUGGGCGGGGGCGAGGUGGUGCAGGACCCUUAUUAUGGGGGGGUUCAUGGGUUCAAGGAGGUUUAUGAGCAGGUGUCGCGAUUCUCGAGGAAUUUCGUCGAGUACCUGGAGAAGAAAAAGCAGGGGGUGGAAGAGGAGUGA